AUGGCAUUUGUUGUGUAUAAUCGUGUCGUGGUGUUGUGCACAUAGCAAAAUUUUUGCCAUUUUUACUCUCAUUUCUUUGGUGGCAUCAUCGUAAAAGUUUUUGUGUGUUUUUGUGUGUUGGUUGAGCUGAGCUUGUUGUCCACUGGGUCGAAUCAUACUUUGCACGGCGUAGGAUAAGCAAUUUUUAAGUCUCACUUUCUUACCACAUUUACAUCAAAGCAUGCGAGUUUUAUUUUAGCACCACUCAAGUGUGGUCAACUUAAACGGAACAAAACGCAAGACUCGCAUUAAACGAAUCUUUUAAGCUAUCUAUCUACGCAGAUUGUAGAUACGCAUUAAAAUAAUAAUAAUAAUUAGUUACGUGCACGUUUUGUUCCGGAGUAACUUAUCUUCCCAGAGAGAGGCAGAAAUCUUGAGGAAAAUAUUAAAAUGAAGCCGAGUUGUUGCUUCCCGUUACGUUUUGUCAUCAAGGCGGUCGCCAUCCUGGACUUUAUAGCAGCAUCUCUCAUCGUACUAGUCACGUCGGGUGGGUUAAUUUACAUAUAUCUUUUCCCCUCCGAAGUGGACGCGUGGUUCCGUGACGCUGGUAAUAAUGUGACCACGACCAACAGCAGCAGCAGUGAUUUCAUCUCAGCUGCAGAAAUUCAGACACGUUUAUCAACCUUUGUAAAUUUGGACAAACUUUGGAAAGAUGACGGCGGAAUUUUGGCGACAGCGUUGCUUCUACUCGGUCUGAUCUAUUCCUUGCAAAAGCUCGUGUUGGCCUGCGUUUUGAUUAUUGCUGUGUUCCAAGAACGGGUAAAGCUGUUACGAAUCUGGGUGGGAUACAGUCUAGUAAUUCUGGUCUUGUCGGUGAUGGGUUAUCUGAGCCUGCUUUUGGCCGGAGUGACGGAGCCCUGGUCGAUCCCAUUUUACGUGGUGGCCUUCAUCUCGAGAGAGUACGUCAUCUGGAUCACGACGGCCUUUCUGAAGAAGGUGCAGUCGCAGAAGAGUGACGACGCCUUCUUGAUACGCGGACGCGGAGGAGGAAUAAAUAAUAACAAAGUUGUCUACAAACUGUGAUAAGUGAGAAGAGAUUGAAAUAGGCUUUAUUAUUUUUAAGAUUUUUGAAACUACGACUUAAGUACAAUUUUCUACAUGUUUUGAUAGAUUUGUAAUAUAGAUUUUAGUUUAGGUUUAAAAAGAUGACUAGGUUGCAUGAAUUCCUUGCGUGAUUAUGUAGACCAAUUAAAGUUUAAUAAAUUAAUUGCUGAGAAAUGGA
Folsomia candida is the source of this 1261-nucleotide messenger RNA. RefSeq lists its product as uncharacterized. The record is from RefSeq and is a predicted model, not a curated record. Lineage: Eukaryota; Metazoa; Arthropoda; Collembola; Entomobryomorpha; Isotomidae. The transcript has 3 exons. The coding region runs from base 430 to 1062 and encodes 210 amino acids.